Monomorium pharaonis (pharaoh ant) is the source of this 2085-nucleotide messenger RNA. RefSeq lists its product as uncharacterized. The record is from RefSeq and is a predicted model, not a curated record. NCBI's taxonomy places the organism in Eukaryota, Metazoa, Arthropoda, Insecta, Hymenoptera, Formicidae. The transcript has 6 exons. The coding region runs from base 1 to 2085 and encodes 694 amino acids.
AUGGAACUCUAUCAAUCCAUAAUAGAAAGCCGCCAGCAGACGGUGGAGCAGAGGAAAGCGAUCCUUGAUACGAUACAAGGAUUAGCCCUCAAAAAUUUCCAAUUAGGUCUAAAAGAAGAAAUCCAGACUAUAGUGCGAUUUCGAAAUUAUGAUAAUCUAUCCGCCGCCAUUUUAGGCGCAUUUGCGGAGGAGAAAUUAAAAGGCUCUUUGACAAGGCAACCGCUAAGCACCGACAGAAACAGAAACGGGCAAAAGUACUCGCGAGGCAAAAAUCCAAGCAUACAAUGCCAUAAAUGUGGGAAAACCGGUCACAUAGAACGAGAGAACAAGUCGAAAGCGGGACAUAAGAGAGAAAAAUGUUGGUCCCUACAUGGGAGACCCGAGAGAGAAAGACCUAGGCGAUCAAAAAGAGAAGUUGAAAAGGAAAGACAAGUAAACACAACCGCCCAGGCAAGGAAAAGGAAAGACAAUAGAAAGAGUGACGAAGAGUCAUUCAGCAGCAGCAGCAAGAGCAACGAAGAAGAGAAGCCUAAGAAGAGGAAGACGCAAGCGGCACAUACGGACGCAACUAUUACCUUACUAAAAGUAGGAAAUUUGAAGAGUGAAACACCAAUUCACGAGGAAUGUAUGACUCUUACCGGCGUGACAGGACACAAAAUUCACACGCUGAGGAAACUAAGAUCAACUAUAAAACUAGGAGACAAGGAAAUAAGGCACACGGUAUACGUGGUCAAAGACGAUUUCUCGAUCGACUACGAGGGAAUCCACGGAAUAGAUUUCUUAAAGAAACACAGUACAAAGUGCGAUCAUGGACGAAAACAAAUGCGUAUAAGCAAUGCGACCCUUAAACUUAGGCCGUUCCAAAAAUUUAAAUUAGCGCCUCGAAGCGAAACAGUCAUACAAGUGAGUACAGACCAAAACAGAAUAGACCAUUUAAAUUCGGAAGAAAAGGAGCAAUUACAAGAAAUUUGCAAGGAAUUUUGCGAUAUUUUUCGUCCCCCUAGAAGGGGAUGUUUUAUCGUAUGUACGAAUGCGGUAGAACACGAAAUAAGUACGCGCACUGACAGUGCAUCCGUCAAUGUUCGACCAUAUAGACUGCCUGAAAAGCACAAGAUAAAAGUAAAUAGGCAGAUACAAGAGAUGCUCGAGCAGGAAAUAAUUAGACCGAGCACAAGUCAAUGGAAUGCACCCUUGCUGGUGGUUCCGAAAAAACCUGACGCAUCCGGUAAACUGAAGUAUAGAGUCGUGAUAGACUUUCGCAAAUUAAAUAAUCUUACUAUAGAAGAUUCAUUCCCUCUGCCAAACAUUAUUGACAUAUUGGCUCAGCUGGGAAAUGCGAAAUACUUUACAACCUUAGAUCUCGCAUUCGGAUACCACCAAAUCACAGUGGCAGAAAAGGAUAAAAACAAAACUGCGUUUUCCACGUCCUAUGGCCAUUAUGAGUACAACAGAAUGCCAUUCGGACUCAAGAAUGUACCAGCGACGUUUCAAUGGUUAAUGAACAUAAUACUGACAGGAGUGCAAGGGCCACUCACUAAGCUCACGGAAAAAGGAGAAAAAUUUAGAUGGAUGACAGAACAACAGAACGCAUUCGAAAUAUUAAAAGAAAAACUAAUUACGGCACCGGUAUUAAGCUACCCGGACUUCGAGAAAGAAUGCGUAGUAACAACGGACGCGUUGGAUUACGCGAUAGGAGCAGUGCUCUCGCAAGGAUCUGUCGGCAGCGAUCAACCAAUAGCUUAUGCUAGCCGAAUUUUAAAUAAAACAGAAAGGAACUACAAUACGACAGAAAAGGAGUUGCUAGCAAUAGUCUGGGCAGUAAAUUUCGACCGCAAAGGCAAUGUCAAUGCCGAUGCCCUGAGCCAAUAUCUAGUUACGGAUAGCGCGAAUGUCAAUGCAAUUACGCCAGCAGAAGAAAGAGAAGAAGCGACAAGAGAGUAUACAGAAAAGGAAAAACGACAAAUACUAUUUGAAUAUCAUGACGCGCCGAUUGGGGGACAUCAGGGAGUCGCGCGUACCCUCAAUAGAAUUAGAUUAAUGCAUAAUUGGCGAGGAAUAACUAGAGAUAUAGAAGAAGAUAAAUAA